Molecule: messenger RNA, 294 nt
Organism: Lactuca virosa
Lineage: Eukaryota; Viridiplantae; Streptophyta; Magnoliopsida; Asterales; Asteraceae
Source: the annotation of a GenBank genome assembly
AUGGUGUCUUUUAAACUCUCAUUUACACUUGUUUGUUUCUUUACCCUAGCAAUUCUUCACACCAUCAAUGCCCAAAACUCCCAACAAGAUUACUUAGAUACUCACAAUGCAGCUCGUGCCGAAGUGGGUGUCGCAAACAUUGUAUGGAAUGCCACUGUGGCUACGUAUGCUCAAAACUAUGCUAACCAGAGGAAAGCCGACUGCAAUCUUGUCAAUUCUGGUGGACCUUAUGGCGAGAACCUUGCUAAAGGUAGUGGUACCUUCUCAGGCACUGCAGCAGUGAAUUUAUGGUAG